Knipowitschia caucasica is the source of this 453-nucleotide messenger RNA. NCBI's taxonomy places the organism in Eukaryota, Metazoa, Chordata, Actinopteri, Gobiiformes, Gobiidae. The record is from the annotation of a GenBank genome assembly.
AUGUAUAAAACCAAGGCCAAGCCAAAUAAGAAGGAUGUUGCCCAGCUCCUAGACCUUGAAUUCCAGGCAAGACUGGCCUUCAUUGACUCCGAUGUGACUAAGGAGCAGGACAGGCCUGUCAAGAUCCUUGAGGCAUAUCCCUGCUUUGGAGAUUUGAACCAUUUCAGAGACAGCCGAGUGCUGGACCGUCCUCGGCCUCUGGACCGUUCUCGGCUCCUGGACCGUCCUCGGCCUCUGGACCGUCCUCUGCUGCUGGACCGUCCUCUGCUGCUGGACCGUCCUCUGCUGCUGGACCGUCCUCUGCUGCUGGACCGUCCUCUGCUGCUGGUUCUUCCUCUGCUGCCGGUCGUUCCCCUGCUGCUGCACCUACAGGUCCACAAAGGAAGAGAGCCAAGAAGCGCACCACCCAGGACACCUCCGCCCAAGAGCUAUCGCGCUUGGAGCUGGAGCUGA